GCAAAACAAGACAUCUGUCUACUUUGUCUGUCUGUCUGUUGUCAUCGGCGAAAUUAUCAAACUCGAAAAUGGAUUUUCCAUCUCUGAAACCUCAGCAUCAUGCCCUUGAAAAAGUGCAGAUUCCUGAAAGUGGAGAAUAUGGUACAUGUAACACAAUGACAAAUGGAUUUGUCUCAGUUAGAAGUCAGAUGUGUGUCCCUCAUCCUUUAGAGCACUCAGAAAAAAAUUUUAAAGCAAAUGCUGAGAAAAUGUGCUUGGCAUUUCUUGCUUCUGUUCAAGGAGUUGCAGCCCCUUUAAAAAUCAUGCAUGAAAAAAAUGCUGUAAAAAAGAUACAACGUUUGCCCUUUUUGCCAAGCUCAAGUAUUGCUUUAGAAACAUUAGAAGGGCGAGAUGAGACAAUUGAUUUUGAUGAUUAUGUAUUUAAUGAUCCUGUGGAAGGUAUCGAAUCGCUUGCACCGCCACAUAUGGUUAUGGAAAAAUUUCUCUUCGGACCUAAUGUGUAAAAAGAUAAUUUAUUGUUUAAAAUAUCAUUCAUGUAUUUUGUGAAUAAAAUUUUUAAAAAGCUAA
Messenger RNA from Stegodyphus dumicola, 567 nucleotides. It is a transcript of the gene Pomp, whose product is annotated as proteasome maturation protein. NCBI's taxonomy places the organism in Eukaryota, Metazoa, Arthropoda, Arachnida, Araneae, Eresidae. Gene Ontology annotation, cellular component: cytoplasm; nucleus. The record is from RefSeq and is a predicted model, not a curated record. Gene Ontology annotation, biological process: proteasome assembly.